AUGUUCAUGCCUCGCAAAACCCUUCAACGAACACACUCUUCCUCAUCGGUGUCCUCGACAUCUUCCAACUCGUCGACAUCUACCGUCACUUCUAAUGCCAACUCACAAGUAAACGGCGCCUCGAUGCCCGCGGCUGGAGACGCGAACGGGUGGCAGAAUCCGACAUCCCGAAAGCGACCGACCGCGAAGGCGCCAUGGCCCAACGGAAAAUCAGACGAGGCAUCCAACUACCCCAAGGGGCCAGGAGGCCGCGGCCUCAUGGCCGUAAAUGGCAUCAAUGGCACUUCAUCCAUGCCCCAGCAACCGUCGAUACUCGCGCCCCAGAACCAGCUCGUAAACCAAGGCGCUCCCGGCCGUCCCGUCGCCGAUGGUAUACCUCCGCGACAGCCCGUCCUCUGUCUGCUCUCACUCAAUGGCAGCUUCGAGCGCAAGACGAUUUCCGUUCCCUUCUCCCCCGAGACGCUCCGGAUCGGACGGCAAACCAAUGCUAAAACGGUUCCCACCCCGGUCAACGGGUACUUUGACAGCAAGGUCCUGUCGCGGCAGCAUGCGGAGAUAUGGGCCGACACCAACGGCAAGAUCUGGAUCAGAGACGUCAAGUCCUCAAACGGUACAUUCGUUAACGGGACUCGGUUAUCGCCCGAGAAUAGAGAAUCAGAACCGCACGAACUACAAACCCAGGAUCAUCUCGAGCUUGGAAUCGACAUUGUCAGUGAAGACCAAAGGACAGUAGUUCACCACAAAGUUGCUGCCAAGGUCGAGCACGCGGGCUUCAUAACGCCUUCCACAAAUGUGCUGGACAUGAAUUUAGGGGACCUUGAUCCGUCCGGCAAUGGCAUGAUGCUACCCCUAGCUGCCCCGCCAGCUAGAGGAAGAGCUGGCAACCAGCCCUCGACUGCGAAUGCCAACCGUGUGCCGCCUGGCAACAUGGCAGGUCAAGUAAAUACGAUGGCUCAUCAACGACAGUUCUGGCUGAACCCGAUAACGACCGAGCACAUUGUUAAGAAGCUCCAUACUGAAAUGCGCAAUGCGCGGUUGCAGAAUCAAGAUUUGUAUCGGACCAGCCAGUUCAUCAACGCCCUCUUGUCCAAGGAAGACAUUAAGAAUGCCGACAAACCCGAAGUCCCUGAGCCUCCAAAGACUCACUUGCCCAACGGCAACAUCUCGUUUCGAUCGGAUGGUGGCAAGACCCGCUUCUCGGAGCCGCCAGCACCGCCGCCGUCCCAGCCACUCCCCGAAAAGCCCGACGCAGCUCGGCCGGCGUCCUCUGAUGUGCCGUCGUUGAAACGAGCCACGACAGAGCGGCCGAAGCCGGCUGGUACCUCUCCUAUCCGGCAGGACAACAGUCUUAAUCAGAUACUUCUCCUAACCGAAGCGCUUAACAAUGCUAACAGGGAGCUUAGCAAUCACACUGCUAGGGUUCGAGAUCUCGAGGAGAUGUUAAGCAAGGAGCGCGAGGCUCGGUUGCAUGCCGAAGAUAUGAUGCAUAGGAUGGAGGAGAGCAGCCAAUCCAAGAUGAACGGGUCGGCCGAUGCCCCGUUAGUCAACGGCCACUCCGAGCUAGACAAGGCAUUCGACCCUCCGGCGGAACAAGGCCCACCCCCGAGCUCCGAGUCCGCGUCACACCCCGCAGCCCCUGAAUUAGAGACGGCCCCACCUCAGCCGGACAAGGCCGAACUCCUCGCUGCGGCAUUCCAAGCUCGCAUAGACUCUAUGGCGUUGGAAAUGAGCAGCCUGAGGGAGCAACUAGAAGCGUUUAGACUGCGGGCGGAGAAGGCAGAAAGUGAGCGGGACGCCGACCGCAAGACCCUAGCCGAAAUGGUGUUACAGAUACGGCAGCGUGACGAAAAAGAGAAGAAGCAGGCCGCCGAACGCAAGUCACGGUCGGUGUCCAAGGGCCGGCGGCGCCCCCCAAGCCCGGACAGACAUCCGGAGGAGAAGCCGGCUUCAGAGAUGAAUGGCGCCGCCGUGGAGGCGGAAACGCAGACCGGCAGUCCAACAGAAGGAGUCCUCUCCGACAGACCCAACCUCUCGCGGGCCAAUACCAUCAAACCCGGCGGGGGCGCACUGGCCGUCCAGGCGCAGCAAGACUCAGGACUAAUACAAACGCUACCCUAUGCGUCCAUGAUUGGGGUUGUUCUCUUUGGGAUGGGGCUGAUGGCGUACCUCAACGGCUGGCAGCCGCAGCCGAGACUGGACCGUUAG
Molecule: messenger RNA, 2205 nt
Organism: Canariomyces notabilis
Lineage: Eukaryota; Fungi; Ascomycota; Sordariomycetes; Sordariales; Chaetomiaceae
Exons: 2
Coding region: 1-2205 (734 amino acids)
Cellular component (GO): cytoplasm
Molecular function (GO): protein binding
Source: RefSeq, a predicted model, not a curated record